AUGUCUGCCGGGGAUAGUGACAACCCUGUCCUAUACGAGCAGCUUGAGGACCUCCAAGACGAGUUCGAGCAGGUCGACGUUGAGUUGCUGCGCAUGCAGCACAAGUUGACCCGCGAUCUCUACGUCAAGCGCGACAAGAUUAUUUCUAAAAUCCCCAACUUCUGGCCUCUCGUGUUCGAGCAGGCUCCGCCUGAGAUCGAUGAGUACAUGCAGCUGGAGGAUGCCGCUGUCAUCUCGUCUGCUCUCAAGAACCUCCAUGUAGAGCGUUUUGAGCUCCCUGAUGGCAACCCUCGUAGCUUCUCAAUCAAGUUUGAGUUCACCGACAACGAUUGGUUCCACAACAAGACCCUCGAGAAGAAGUUUUGGUGGCGUCUUCGCAAGAAGGAUGACUUCUCCGGCCUCGUGUCUGAACCCGUCGAGAUCGACUGGAAGCCCGGAAAGGACCUGACCAACGGCCUGCUCACCCUCGCCAAGAAGAUCCACGAGGAUGACAAGGCCGGCAAGUCUGGCGACACUGAAAACAAACGUCAGCUGUGCAAGAUAAAGGCCGUGGCCAGUACGGAAAGCCGCAGCUUCUUCAAUUUCUUCGGCUUCCGAGGCCACUACAUUACCGAAGAGGAGAGCCUUGAGGCCACCAAAGCUGUUGAAGAGGAGCGCAAGGCCCGCAAGGAGGGCAAGGAAAUCGAGGUGAAGGAGGGCGAGAAUGCUGAUGCGGAUGAGGACGUUGACGUCGGGGGCGACGAUGAAGAGCACGACGCCCAGGACGAGUACGAGUCCGAGUACAAGUACGACGUCUUCCCCCCGGGCGCAGAGAUCGCCCUCGCCAUUGCUGAGGACCUCUGGCCCGAAGCCAUCCAACUCUUCCAGGAAAGCGAGGAGCUUGCUGCGAUCAACGAGAUGGAUGUUGGGGAUGAUGAGGAUGAUGAGGAUGACAAAGACGAUCAGAUGGCCGAGGACGAGGAUGAGGACGAGGGCGAGAAUGAGAGUGAGGGGAAAGACGGGGGACAGCCCAGCAAGAAGCGCAAGGUUUAA
Messenger RNA from Metarhizium album ARSEF 1941, 1032 nucleotides. RefSeq names its product NAP family protein. Gene Ontology annotation, molecular function: histone binding; chromatin binding. Lineage: Eukaryota; Fungi; Ascomycota; Sordariomycetes; Hypocreales; Clavicipitaceae. Gene Ontology annotation, cellular component: nucleus; chromatin. The record is from RefSeq and is a predicted model, not a curated record. The coding region runs from base 1 to 1032 and encodes 343 amino acids. Gene Ontology annotation, biological process: nucleosome assembly. The transcript has 3 exons.